Messenger RNA from Aspergillus nidulans FGSC A4, 873 nucleotides. Its product is annotated as dienelactone hydrolase family protein. Bases 1 to 873 code for a protein of 290 amino acids. Gene Ontology annotation, molecular function: hydrolase activity. The transcript is spliced from 3 exons. Lineage: Eukaryota; Fungi; Ascomycota; Eurotiomycetes; Eurotiales; Aspergillaceae. The record is from RefSeq and is a predicted model, not a curated record.
AUGUCCUGCCCAGACUGUUUCACCGGCACAGUCCACGCUGGUACUCCCAGUGGCCACAUCACAAACCUCCACGGGCUUCAAACCUACGUUGCCGAGCCCGCAGGAGUCCCAGACGACGAAAUAAAAGGCAUUAUAAUCAUAAUACCCGAUGCGUUCGGAUGGGAGUUCGUCAAUAACCGCCUUCUGGCGGAUAAGUAUGCAGAGAGCGGGAAGUUUAGGGUUUACCUGCCGGAUUUCAUGAAGGGAACCGCCGUGCCAGCCUGGGGUCUUGAUACAGUCCGCGCGGUGAUGAAGACGGGAAGCUUAUGGGACUGGAUCUCGAAGCCCUACCAUGUCGCCUCCGCCCUCUACGUCUUCCCAUCCUUCCUCAUCGCAAACCGUCCCAGCAAAUCCUACCCAAUUGUCGAAUCAUUCUUCACUUCUGUGCGUCAGUCACCAGAAGGCCAGAAACAUCCCAUCGGCGCGGCAGGGUUCUGCUGGGGUGGAAAGCAUACGAUUCUUCUUGCGCACGGGGCCUCGAUAACAAUAACCCCUGUUGAUAACGGAAGCAAAAUCAAGCGGAACUUGAUCGAUGCUGGGUUCACAGGCCACCCAAGUCUGUUGUCCCUCCCUGGUGAUAUCGAGAAGAUCACGAUUCCAGUGAGUUUUGCACUGGGGGAUUUGGACUCAAACCUGAAGGGCGAGAAAAUUGAACUUAUCAAGAAUAUUAUGCAUGAGAAAGAGGUGGUUGGUGGAGAGGUGAGGGUUUAUGUAGGCGCGGGCCAUGGAUUCUGCGUUAGGGCUGAUACGGCGGUUGAGCAGAGUGAUAGGCAGGCUGCGGAAGCGGAGGAGCAGGCUGUUGAAUUUUUCAGGAAGAAGUUUGCGAAGAUGUAG